This is a messenger RNA of Symbiodinium necroappetens, 2850 nucleotides long. NCBI's taxonomy places the organism in Eukaryota, Dinophyceae, Suessiales, Symbiodiniaceae. The record is from the annotation of a GenBank genome assembly.
AUCCGCAUUUGCGCCUCCUGCCCUUCAGAGGAGUACAACCGGGUGGAGGCCAUUUGCAGCGAGCUCCAGAUCGGAAGGGCCUUUGGUAGAAAGGGAGAUUUUAUGGAAGAUACGGAUGGCGAAGGUUGGUUCGGAAAGUGGCAGAACCGAGUCUUGCAAUCCCUGGACCUUUUGCUGCAGCCUUAUGCACAGAAGACGGUCUUCGUCUCCCUCCACCUCUUGAUGAUCACUGAUGGUACCAGUCCACACUGUGCAAAGGAGCGAGAAAAGAUCGAGGAUCUCAAGACAAUUCUGAAACAGGAGAAAUGGCAAACCUUGUCAAAGUUCGAAGUGCAUGGCCAGCCGCUGAGCAUAGACGAGUUGACAAAGGAGUUGAUUCGUACCAAUCCGGCAAAGGAGACCGUUCAGGAUGCCUACGAGAAGUUCCUUGGCACAGGCUUCAGCGAGGGUCUGCACGUCCCUGCCUGGUCCUUCCACCUGAAGUCGCUUGCUUUGGACACUGAGCUGCAAGAUGUUCUUGGCAGGGCACAAUCACCCGGACCACCGUCACCGUCCUUGACUGAUCGUGGCUCCAUGGUUGGAUCAGCCUUGGCCGGGAUUAGAGAUGAGUGGGCUGUGGACCAGGAAGUGGACUUGACGUCCGAGCCGACACUGGCGAAGUGUCUGCCGGAGCUCGCAGAGACCAGAGAGCAGGCCAUCGGCCUGACGGCGUGGAAUGAGCAAGGGAAGACCCGUUUCCAACUCUUCAAGCGAUGGUACAGCGUGUCCGCGAUUUCGGAUGCUUCCCAGAGGUUGACAGAGCUGCAGGGCAUCUUCAAGGAGGCGAAGAAGGCGGAGUUGGAAGAGAAACUCCUCGAAGAAGUGGAAGCCAAACUGCAUGAGGAGGACAAAGAUCAGGACAGCAAUGCUCACGAGGAACUGCGCCCCGAGGAGAUGAUCUACUUGUUGCCGAAGGGUCGACCUGCGCGUGGCCUCCCGACGAAAGUCAGCUUCGAGGGGCGCAUCCUUCCUGGGGCGACGACUUGCUGGAUCUCUUUCCCUGCGAAGUAUGCAGCCUGCUGGGAUAUGUUGACCUGCGAGUCGCCACAAGAUUCCGUGGCCUGCAUCUUCCAAGCCCACGAGGACAAUGGUGAUGACAAGCUGGAGCCAGAUCCCGGUGGUGGAGAGAAGAGCAAGUGGCUCGAGAAGGUUCAGGAGGCUCUCGAGUACGGUCAACGCUUGAAAGUGGCCCUCCCACCCGGGCAGCUGGGCGCGACCCAGGAGAUGGAGAUGACAAAGGCCAAGGAGAUGGGCUGGAGUUACGAAGAGGUGGAUGUCUUCGACGUGCUGGAAGAGCAGUUUCCGAAAGGCCAACUAGUCGACGCUUGGUGCGAGGCCACGAAGUCCUGGCGGAGAGGCACCGUCGAGAAGCAGGAUCUUGUGGACACUGAGCAGCAGAAGGGUUCCGAUGACACCGUGCUGCGAUGGACUUUGCGAUGUCAGCUCACCAGGCAGACCUUCGACGCCUUUUGCGUUUGCAGCACUGCUGCGACCAUGAAGGCCAUGCUGGAUCAUGUCGGUGAUGUGAAGCUGCGCGGGAUCCUCAUGGAGUGCCUUCCGCACGUCGACGUGCUCGACAUCGGCACCCAUCGGCUUCGCCCAGACCUCGUGGCCCUGAGAGCCAAGGUGCAAAUCAAGUCCAUCGGAACCCUCCAGAAACUCAGAAAUCGAAUCCUCGAUGGCGAGCUCCAGCGAAGCAUCAACGCGCACCUCGCAGAUCCCCGCUGGGAGGUGGAAGUCAGCAAAUCCCACUUUAUGGAAAUGUACGAUGCCAGCCUCCGGGCGCUCGACAAGCUGACGUGUCACCAGAGAGAGCGUCUUAGUGCCAUGAGAGGCUUGGCCAUGGUGCACUUGUCGGCUCCUGCCGGUGCCGGGAAGACCUUCGUGGCUGUGGAGCGAGUGAUCGAUGCUCUGAAUCCUGGGGCUGAUGAGCCAGCUCCUCGCGUCCUGUAUGUAGCCGUUGACGUCGAGCUGAUCUACAACUUCGUCCAGUGGCUGGCUGUGCGCAUCGUCUCUCAGAAGAAGGGUUUGGAACUUCUUUCUACGUUGGUUGUCCUUUACAAGCCAUACAAGAAGCUCCUCCGGCUUCGUAUGCCCGUGCUGCAAGCUGGGAACAUCGAGUUCGACCCAGUAAUCAUGAACCACGACAAGAAUGACAAGUUCGAUCUCCUUGUCAUUGACGAGAGCCACAACAUGUACCAAGACGGGGUCGACCGCGGCAUUAUUGACGAUCUGCAUUGCAGCAAAAGGCUUCUACUGUCCGACAAUGCCCAGUCUUCGGCCGUGACAGCCACGUUUCCAGAGAUGGAGGAGGUCAAGCUGACAGAAGUGGUCCGGAGCACGAAGCAAAUCGUCCUGGGGGCUGCCUCGUUCCAAGUCAACGCCGAAGCUGCUGUGCCCGCGGGCACCGAUGGCCCACCAGUGAAGUCCUACAUCUUUCAGGCGUCGAAGGUCGAAGAUGAGCGGAUGAAACACUACGCCCGGCGUGUGAUGGAUGCCAUCCUGCAUGUCGACAACGUUUAUUCGGGGGUGAGCCUGCACAAGAGGCUUGCGCUCUUCGUUCCAGAUAGUCAGUUCCUGACGAUGCUGAAGAAGGCCUUGAGCCCGUUGUUGCGCGAGGAACUCCCGCAACGAAAGUUCCGUUUAGUCAAGCACGAGGAGUCCUUGCGCUCGCUGCCGGAGUGGCUUCGCAGUGCGGACAGGCCGAGCGCUGGGGAGCAGCAGAAGCACCGGCAGGAAGAGAUAGUCCUCGACACCAUCGAUAGGGUGGAUGGACUGGAGCAUCUCAUAGUGAUUUGUGUGGGCCUGGAU